Suillus bovinus is the source of this 3539-nucleotide messenger RNA. RefSeq lists its product as uncharacterized. The coding region runs from base 7 to 3225 and encodes 1072 amino acids. The transcript has 19 exons. The record is from RefSeq and is a predicted model, not a curated record. Lineage: Eukaryota; Fungi; Basidiomycota; Agaricomycetes; Boletales; Suillaceae.
GAGCCAAUGUUGUAUGAGCUCUACGACUCUGCUGACCAUAUUGCAUACACCCCUGAAGCUGCUCUUCAGGCAGGUCUCGGCAUGGUAAAGACUCUGAGGGCUGGAAUCAACAAACUUGAGCUUGGCAGCAAGCUUCGAAAGGACGUUUGGCUGCGUGAAAUUGACAAUCUGCUUAGUCAAGGUGUCCCUACAACAAUGAUAGCCGUUUGUGGAGCGACUGGGGCCGGAAAGUCUUCGAUACUAAAUGCAAUCUUGGACGACAAUAUUGUCCCAACAAGUGGUAUGCGAGCAUGCACAGCCGUGGUCACAGAAAUAGCAUAUCAUGCCGCACCUACCAUAAAUGCGGACGUCUCGUUCCUUUCUGAAGCUGAGUGGAGAGCAGAACUUGCUGUUCUACUCGAUGAUCUUGUGGAUGGAGACGGUAAUUUGAAACGUAAUACUGACCUACGGAGUGAUUCGGGUGUUGCUUGGCACAAGGUUCAUGCUGUCUAUCCAUCUAUUGCCCAAGAGCAACUUAUUCACCUGACGGUUGAUCAAAUUUUGGCCCGCGAUACAGGUAUAACUACAGUCUUGGGCACCACGAAGAAAAUAUCGGCAAAGAAUUCGACGAUAUUCGCCAAGGAGAUUGCGAAAUAUAUCGAUUCUAAGGACCGGAAACGAGGUGGCAAGAAGGACAAGAAGAAAGAGACGAAGAAGAAAGACUAUGGCCCAGCUCUGUGGCCCCUCAUUCGUCAAGUCAAUGUGCGGUGUAAUGCCCAAGCUCUUUCCACGGGCGCCAUUCUAGUUGAUUUGCCUGGUGUUGCCGACGCUAACGCAGCAAGGAAUAGCAUCGCAAAGGACUACAUGAAGAAGUGCAACUGCAUCUGGAUUCUGGCACCUAUCACUCGUGCAGUAGAUGACAAGACUGCUAGAGAUCUUCUUGGUGAAGCUUUUAAACUGCAGCUGAUGAGUACCUAUGAUGCCCACACGAUCACGUUCAUUGCUAGCAAGUGUGAUGAUAUAUCUUGUUCUGAGGUUAUCCCAGCCUUGGGUAUCGAGGAUGACCCUGAACUAGAAGAGAUCGAGGGCCGCAUUGAACGGUACAAAAAGGACACUGCUGACCUCAAAAAGAGGAAGACGGAUGCGGAGUCAUCGAUGAAAGCUAUCGACAAGCAGCUCAAGAACGUUCGAGCUUUGCUGACAGAGUACGAGCAACACAAGACGGCACUGGAGAACGGCGAGAUGUUUUUACCACAGUUGACCACAACAGCAUACAAGAAGGCCCAGAGCACGGGCAAGAAAAGAAAAAAUAUUAGCAGGGGGAAAUCUGGGUCACCCAAGCGCCACAAGCGAUUUGGGGACGACGACGACGACGAUUUUGAGAUGGAUGAUAUUGACAAUUAUCUUCGAGUCAGUGACGACAUCCAUGUGGAUGAUGAGGACGAAAGGUCAGACGACGAAGAUGAAGGGUCAGACGAUGAGGAUGAAGAGAGAGACGAUGAGGACGAAGAUGAGGAUGAGGAUGAAGUGGAAGAGGAUGACUCAGACGGGGAGGAUAUACCGGACGAGCCAGAGGAGGUCACGGUCGAGGUUCUCCAGGAGAAGAUUAGCGAUGCCAAGGAAGCUAUCAAUGUUGGACGCGAACAGCUUAACGAUGCACGCAAGACACGGAAGGAUGCCGUUGAUGCCCUCAGCAACCUUAAAAAGAAGAAGACGAAAGCACAACGUGACAAGAACGCAUUCUGUUCUCUGAAGCGUUCAGAGUUCUCCCGCGAUAUCUUGAAAGAAGAUUUUCGCAUUGGUUUGAAAGAUCUUGAUGACGCCGCCGCCGAGGAACGAAACCCAAAUUCUUUUGAUCCGACUCAAAAUAUGCGCAAUUAUGAUGAGAUCGAUCUUCCUGUGUUCACUUGCUCAUCUCGUGACUAUGUCCGCAUCACGGGACAAGUUAAGGGUGAUGGGGACCCAUCAUGUUUCUCUAACGUAGAAGAUACUGGGAUUCCUUCCCUACGGCAAUGGUGCCACCAACUGACCAUCAGUAGCCGGUCACGCGCUGCAAAGCAGUUUCACACUCACUUGAAGACAUUUGCGAACUCAGUGCGAGUCUUUGUCGAUGGGAUUGGUGAUGUGACCAUUGCAGAUCGUGAAUCCCUUCGUGAAAAAUGGGAGUCAGCGCCACAGGGUGACGAUGACGAUGACGAUGAAGGCAUGCCUUAUUGGCGUAGCUCGCCUGGUUCUAUGAGCUUCCAGAUCUUCCAACCAUAUGGAGCCAUGAUGUCCAGGGAAUUCGUGGAUGCUAAACUCUUCUCGAUGAACAAGUCAUCCCUAAAGGUGGAUGCUCGUGGCGAACCCAUAGGAGUGACUCCUCAGCUUGUGAAAGAAUUUGGUGUACACGUUGAAAAAAGCGUCUCGGAUUUGCAGGACUUGUUCCGUGAUGGUCUUGAAGAUAAAUGUCGAGUGGGAGCAGCGAAUGCUGCUGAGGGUGCGGUUCAACAUGUUGACGAGUUUGCAGGGUCCAUGCACUGGAUGACUUAUCGAGCUACCCUUCGCCGUCACGGGUCUUGGCGCCGGGAUCUGAAUGUCGGACUUGUCACGCCAUUCACUCGAAACAUUGCUUCUUCCUGGUCGACGCUCUUCGAGUCUGAUCUAUUUGCCUCACUAUCGGGCGCCAUCAUGGCAUGCAUCAAUAAGCUAAUCGCCGAUGUAGAGGCCAGCGCAGCAGCAGGACUAAAGGACCGCGUACAUGCACAAAGCUCUGUUUCGCAAGAGGAGGCACGUCAUGGAUUAGCACAGACCAUGGAAGUUGUGAAGGAAGCGCUCGGAAAGGAGCAGAAGGAGAUAUCACGUUGUCUCGCCCCUCAUGUUCAAAAAGAACUGGCGGAUGGCUACAAUCUCGCCUUCGAAGAGCGAGGCAUUGGAAGUGUCGCGCGACAAAAGGCUGUGUUCCAUGACUACGUUUAUGGGCAUAAGCAGAAUGUUUUCAAUGGUGGGGCAGAGGUCCUGAUGGGUCGGCUGUCGGCUGCAGCUGAGACUAUCGGGAAGGCCCUCAAGGAGUCGCUUCGUGAACUUGCGGAAAAGAUUGAAGUGUCGCUUGCCGUCCUCUGGGAAGGCACGCAAGACGUGCCUGAUCAAGUUCGCGCUCGAUUGCAAAUUAUCCAGUCUGUGUCCAAGCUUCUCGAUCAGUUAGACAUGUGGUCAAAGGCAGCGGAGAAAGCGUCUGCUCCUAAUGGAUCACCGUUUCAUUUUUAGGGGAUGUCGUCAGCUUCUCAUACAAGGAAUUUUAGUGAUGGUACAUUAUCAGCUGUUCUGUAAUCUUUGUGCGUGGCAUGUCUUGUUGUUCUAUUGUACAUUCUGCUAGCUACCUUAUGAUUUGUUGCUUUUAUUGUUAGUAUAGUGCAUGGAUCCGAGCAAUCAGCGAACAAUUGACAUUCUAACUAUAGACCUCAUUGCAUAUAAAAGUCAGUAAUGUACAGAGCAUACUUUGAAUAACGUAGAGUCAGAUGUCACUGGGUCCUGCCCUUUGGCUACAUGUCAAAACAGUUACUUGAAUUAAUAGUGGUGAA